This is a messenger RNA of Chelmon rostratus (copperband butterflyfish), 1066 nucleotides long. RefSeq names its product capping actin protein of muscle Z-line subunit alpha 1b (gene capza1b). Gene Ontology annotation, cellular component: F-actin capping protein complex; actin cortical patch. Bases 40 to 900 code for a protein of 286 amino acids. The record is from RefSeq and is a predicted model, not a curated record. Gene Ontology annotation, molecular function: actin filament binding. The transcript has 10 exons. Gene Ontology annotation, biological process: barbed-end actin filament capping; actin cytoskeleton organization. NCBI's taxonomy places the organism in Eukaryota, Metazoa, Chordata, Actinopteri, Chaetodontiformes, Chaetodontidae.
GUUAGUCAGCUGGGGUAGGUGGGGUCACAAAGAGCCAAGAUGGCUGACUUUGAGGAGACGUUGUCAGAUGAAGAGAAGGUCCGCAUAGCGGCCAACUUUGUGACUCAUGCCCCUCCAGGAGAGUUCAAUGAGGUCUUCAAUGAUGUGCGGCUUCUUCUCGACAAUGACAACCUCCUCAGGGAGGGGGCGUCAGACUCCUUUGCCCAGUACAACAUGGAUCAGUUUACUCCUGCCAAACUAGAGGGCUACGAUGAGCCGGUCCUGAUCACAGAGCAUGGUGACUUGGGUCAGGGACGCUUCUUGGACCCUCGCAACCGUUUGUCUUUCCGCUUCGACCACCUAAGAAAAGAAGUGAGUGACGUGCAGCCUUAUGAAGGAGAGAUGGCCCUGAGAAGCUGGAGAGAUGCCUGUGAUACUUCCCUUAGUGCCUACGUCAAAGAGCACUACCCUACUGGAGUUUCCACGGUAUAUGGGAAAACGGUUGAUGGUCAGCAAACGAUCAUAGCCUGUAUUGAGGGACAUCAGUUUCAACCUAAAAACUUCUGGAAUGGUCGCUGUAGGUCAGAGUGGAAGCUCACCAUUGGUCAAUCCACUGCUCAAGUGGUGGGAGUGUUGAAAAUCCAGGUGCACUAUUAUGAAGAUGGGAAUGUGCAGCUGGUUAGCCAUAAGGAGGUAGAGGAAUCGAUAACAGUGACUAAUGAAAGCCAGACAGCCAAGGUAUUUGUUGAAAUUAUUGAGAAUGCGGAAAAUGAAUACCAGACUGCAAUCGGUGAGAACUACCAGACCAUGUCUGACACCACCUUUAAGGCCCUGCGUCGCCAGCUGCCUGUCACACGCACUAAGAUCGACUGGAAUAAGAUCCUAAGUUACAAAAUUGGCAAGGAGAUGCAGAAUGCCUAGUGGAAGGUCAGGGACUGACCAGGGAGACGCACUCUCCACUGGGCCCGCAACCCACCUAUACAUGCGCAAGGACUAACCAAAGCAAAACUAUAUCAGUAUGGGGCAAGGAAUUAAUCUAAAAAAAAAAACAAACAAAAAAAUAGUAUAACUGAAGAUUUGCAGACUG